AUGUAUUUUGGAUACUUGUUCUACAAGGUUUCUAAGAACAAGAUGUUCGUUGAUGGGAUAUGCUUCUUCCUUGAUAGGGAGCUAAUGUCCAAUGAAUCUAGUGGGAGUCCAAUAGAUCUUGAAGAAAUUCAUGAGUCAAACAAAAAAGAACUUGUAGUUGAGACUAGCACUCAACCCGAGGUAGAACAACCCGUUAAGGAAAUUAACAUAACUCAAACUCCUUCUCUUCGUAGAUCCAAUGUAAUUCGUCUUCCUCCUAAGUUCAAUUGUUUUGAUAUUACCAUAGAAAGAGAUGUACUAAUUGGUUAUCGUACAUUGGCUGACAAUUUUGACCCAAGAAAUUGGGAUACUCUUGAUAUUAAAUCAAGAGAUAUUCUAAUUGAAAAGGAGCCAAUAAGAGAAAUGAAUCUUGUGUUUCCUAAAGAUAAAUUUUCUAGAUAUUUUUCUUAUGCAUUUUAUACUAGAAAGUUAAAUAAUGGAUAUAAUGAUUGGAAACAUCUUAGUGAGAGACUUAAAGAACAUGAAAAUAGUAAUGAACAUUUUGUUUGUAUGAAUCAUUGGUAUGAAGCAAAACUAAGAUUAGAUAAAAACCUUACAAGUGAUAUUGAAUUACAACAAGAAAUAACAAAAGAAAAAGAACUUUGGAGACAAGUAGUGAGAAGAAUAAUUGCGGCUGUGAAAUUCUUAUAUAAAUAUAAUUUAGCUUUUCGAAGGUCCAAUGAAAAACUUUUUCAAGAUAACAAUGGUAACUUUUUAGGAGUAAUCCAAAUGAUGGUUGAAUAUGAUAGUAUAAUGCAAGAUCAUAUAAGAAGAAUUGACAAUAAUGAAACUCAUCAUCAUUAUCUUGGCUAUAAAAUUCAAAAUGAACUAAUUUCUCUUUUAGGUGACACGGUUAGAAAUUCUAUCAUUAAAAUAGUUAAAGAGGCAAAAUAUUUUUCUAUAAUUCUUGAUUGUACUCCCGAUGUGAGUCAUCAAGAGCAAAUGAAUUUGAUUGUAAGAUAUGCAUUGAAAUUGUUAGAUCUUAAUGUGGAUGAUAUAAUGGGUCAAAGCUAUGAUAAUGGGUCUAAUAUGAAAGGAAAACACCAAGGGGUUGAAAAAAGAAUGCUUGAAAUUAAUCCUAGAGCUUUAUAUAUGCCUUUUGCUUGCCAUAGUCUUAACCUUACGGAUAGUGAUAUGACACUUUCUUGUGAAAAAGCUGUUUCAUUUUUUGGAAUUGUGCAACGUCUUUAUACAUUAUUUUCUAGUUCUAAUAAAAGAUGGAAAAUAUUGUUAGAUAAUGUUCCAACUUUAACCUUAAAAUCAUUAUCUAAUACUCGUUGGGAAAGUAGGAUUAAAAGUAUAAAAGCAAUUAGAUUUCAAGCUCCUCAAAUAAAAGUUGAUUUGCUAAAAUUAAGUAAAACAAGUGAUGACCCAAAGUCAAAAAGUGAAGCUAAAAGCUUACUUAAAUCUUUUGGGAAAUUUGAUUUUUUAGUUGGUAUGGUUAUUUGGUGUGAAGUUUUAUUUGCAAUUAAUAUUGUAAGUAAAAAGUUGCAAUCUAAAUCUAUUUGUAUUGAUACUACUAUUAACCAAAUUGAAAAUAUUAUGAAGUUUUUUGAAAAAUAUAGAAAUGAAGGUUUUACAUCAAGUAUGAAUAUUGCUAAAACUAUUGCACUUAAUAUGGGUGUAUAA
Lactuca sativa (garden lettuce) is the source of this 1668-nucleotide messenger RNA. The record is from RefSeq and is a predicted model, not a curated record. Lineage: Eukaryota; Viridiplantae; Streptophyta; Magnoliopsida; Asterales; Asteraceae.